Syngnathus typhle (broad-nosed pipefish) is the source of this 3779-nucleotide messenger RNA. Its product is annotated as metal transporter CNNM3. Bases 2 to 2419 code for a protein of 805 amino acids. Lineage: Eukaryota; Metazoa; Chordata; Actinopteri; Syngnathiformes; Syngnathidae. The transcript is spliced from 10 exons. Gene Ontology annotation, cellular component: plasma membrane. Gene Ontology annotation, molecular function: transmembrane transporter activity. Gene Ontology annotation, biological process: transport; magnesium ion homeostasis. The record is from RefSeq and is a predicted model, not a curated record.
CAUGACCCGCCCCGGAGUCAGCCUGACCAAUUCCAAUAUGGUGGCCAGCUUGGCAGGUCUUCGCUUGCUGUUGAUGGUAUUGUUGUCGUGCGGGAUCCGGUUGGGCUUGUGCGACCAGACGGCGGCGGCGCCGGCCCCGCCGCCCGUCGUGCGCCUGCGCCCGGAGGACCCCGCGGGCCGCGUGUGGAUGAAGGCGGGGGUCAUCUCGGCGCCCCGGGGAUUCUCGUUCAAACUGCGGCUCUUCGGCACCGGUCUGAGGAACCGGACCUGGCCGUGGCUGGCCUUCGCGGCCGGGGAUGCGCUCGGGGACCCGUGCGGGGACGACGACAGACGGCGGCAGGCCGCCUUCCAGGUGAAGCAGCCCUUCGUGGCGGCGGCGGCGGCCGAGGAGGAUUGCGGCGGGCUACUGACGGUGGAGGUCGAGCCGGGGAGCGGUGGCGGCGGCGGCGGCGGCGGCGCCGAACAGCAGAACCUCCAUCACGUGUGCGUGGAGAGCGGUGGCAUAUGGACCUCGGCCGGUGAGGACAGGCUGCGCGUGGCCGCGGACGAGCCUCUGCCCCCCGAGCCCAUCCCCGCGUGGGGCCUGGCGGUGUUGGUGCCGAUGCUGGUGCUCGUCUGCGGGCUGCUAAGGACGGUCCAACUCAGCUUGCUGUGGCUCGACCCGGUCGAGCUUUACGUGCUGCACAGCUGCGGUUCCGAGGAGGAGAAGCGCGCUGCCAAGCGACUGGAGCCGGUCAGGAGGAGAGGGAACUUCCUGGCGUGCUCGCUGCUCUUCCUCUGCGUCCUGGGUCACUCGGCCUCGGCGGUGCUGCUGUACCGGGCGUUGGGCUCGGUGGCGGCGGCCACCUUCGCCGCCGCCUUGGCGCUCUUCUUCCUGGCCGAGCUGCUGCCCCACGUGGUGUGCUCCGGCCACGGCUUCCGGCUGGCCCCGGGCCUCACCUGGCUGGCCCAGGUGAGCAUGGUGCUCACCUGCCCGCUCUCCUGCCCCUUGGGCCUGGUGCUGGACCUGGCGCUCAGGCGUGACAUCAGCACCUGCUGCAUCCGCGAGCGGGCCAUGGAGAUGGUCCGCACCAGCGUCAACGACCCGUACAGUGAGUUUGUGAAGGAGGAGUUCAGGCGCGGGGCGCUGCGCAGCAAGACGGUGGAGGACAUCUUGACGCCGCUGAAGGACUGCUUCAUGCUGCCCAGCUCCACCCUGCUGGACUUUGCCACCAUGUCGGACAUCAUGCAGAGCGGCUACACGCGGGUGCCCAUCUACGAGGAGGAGAGGUCCAACAUUGUGGAGAUCCUCUACGUGAAGGACUUGGCGCUGGUGGACCCCGACGACUGCACGCCCAUGACCACCAUCACCAAGUUCUACAACCACCCGCUGCACUUUGUCUUCAACGACACCAAGCUCGACGCCAUGCUGGAGGAGUUCAAGAAAGGAAACUCUCACAUGGCCAUCGUGCAGAAGGUCAACAACGAGGGCGAGGGCGACCCCUUCUACGAGGUGCUGGGACUGAUCACCCUGGAGGACGUCAUCGAGGAAAUCAUCAAGUCGGAAAUUUUGGACGAGUCCGAUGGCUACCUGGACAGGAAGGUGAAGCGUCCUCUGCCCCCCCUGGAGAUCCCCCUGGAGCCUCGGGCCACCCCCGACGAGUUCUCGCUCUUCAAGACGCCCGAAGGCGAGCCCAAGAUCAGGACGUCGCCGCAGCUGCUGCUGGCCACUCACCGCUUCCUCUCCAGAGAGGUGGAGCACUUUGGCCCGGCGCGCGUGUCGGAGAAGAUCCUUUUCCACCUCCUGCGCCACCCCAGCGUCAACCAGGAGGUGCACUUUGAUCCGAGCAACCGCCUCAGCCCCGCCCACUAUCUGUACACGCGCAACCACCCGGUGGACUACUUCAUAUUGCUGCUGCAGGGUCGAGUGGAGGUGGAGAUCGGCAAGGAAGGCCUGAAGUUUGACAACGGCGCCUUCACCUAUUACGGCGUCUCGGCGCUCACGCUGCCAUCCUCAGGUCAGCGUGGGAACUGCACCAACACUCGUAGGCUCUUUUUCCCCCUCCCCUUUACACGUGUGCCUCGUACAGUCCAUCAGUCGCCGGUGUCGAGUCAACGUCAGUCUCCGCGAGAUCCGUUUGAUGCGCCCGAGGCCACCACGCCGUCCACUUACUGCCCGGACUACACGGUCCGAGCGCUCACCGACCUGCAGCUGGUCCGGGUGACCCGGCUGCAGUACCUGAACGCCCUGAGGGCGUCGCGGGGCGGCGGCGGCGGCACCAGCCCCGACCCGCCGGAGAUCAAGAUCCUUCCCAACAGUCACACCAAACUGCUCAACGAGAGGAACGCAGCAGCGGCGGAGGCGCAAGCUUGCGCAGAUGCAACAGAAAUCGACCGAGACCAGGAAGAAGGCGGCGGCGGCGGCGAGGCCCGUGCGUAGCGAUGGCCUCUUUAAGCAGCGUUGGCCCGAUUGGACGAGACUGCGCUCCAUUUCGUUGAUGUCAUUGUAGUUAUCAUCAUCAUCACCAUUCCGUUUUGUAAACACUGUGUGUACAUUUGUAGUAUUUGCUUUUGGUGAAUUGGGCUGUUGCCUUUCUUCCAAGUUUAACAUUGCCAUUGGUUACUUUUGCUGUUUGCGUGCCAAACGAUGAGUGCGUGCGUGCGUGCGUCCGUCCGAUCAGAAAGCCAGCCGCUCGAUCUAGGCCGGAUAGUCACGUGACCGGUCGGGCUGGUUUCCGUGGUUACGCCCAGGGGGUGCUCGGCCUUUGGCGAUGCCAAGUGCUUGAUAGGAAUUUUCUUUGCCAAACAUCUCACAGGACAAACACAUUGAAUCUUGAAGGACACUUUCAAAAGGAUCUCAUUCCACAUUUGAUUUGUGCUGAAGUUGCUGUAGCUAGCUAGUGUCAUUGUAGUUGUCGUUUUGUUUGUUGCAACAACAGUUUUGAUUGCGUGGGGACGUUCUGACUCCUCCCUAACUGGAAGCCCAAGCUAGCACCUCGACCCUCGUCCCAUUUUCCCUCCGCGUGAGUGUUAGCAUCAGCAUGCUAACUGAAUGAAGUCGUAGCCCACAUUGCAUUGCACAGUAUUUUAUUUUAUUUAUUAUUUUUGGGGGGGCACCAGCUGACUCUAGUUCUCGAAACGAAAGCAUGCCAAAGCUAAUGAGACAACCUGGAAGCUAACAUGUCGCUUUGGACGUCCUUUGAGUGGACUUGACCUAUUGACCUUGGACCAUAAUCCAACGGGCUAACUUUAGCUCUCUUGCCUUUGCUGGUCAUUACUAAGGUACUGAGGCUAAGAUAGUUUGGGGCUCUACUAACAUUUGUCACCUUGAAGAGAUCUUUUGAAUGGGUCACCAUCUUGUGCGCAUUUAACAGGCUAAGAGAAGAUAACCUAAGAUACGGUCGGACAAUCGACGUUGCACAAUUUAACAAGGCUAACUUUUGUUUUGGUAGUUUUCUGAAGGUGAAUCCAAUGACAAACUGAUUAGCCUGAGUAUCACGUUGCAUGUUCUCUCAUUCUGUGUGUUUGUUCCCCCUCUUGGAACAGCGGAAAAUCUUGCUUGAUAUCAAGAUUUGUUCAAAUAGUUUGCUUCUUUUUUUUGUAUAAAAAGUGAAUGUAUAAAAGAAAACUGUCAGCCCGGGGUGCAAGUAUUUUCAAGUUAGACAAUGUUUUUUAGAGGCGCUUGAACUUGUUCAAUCACGUUACCUUUUUAUAGUUUGACCUGCAGCCGCCAUGUGUGAUUUAAUACUUUGAAUGAUUCCAUUUUCCUAGGAAAUAAAGUCAACCCUGUUCUAAAUUCA